GUGCCCAGCUGGCCAAGAAGGACAAGGGCAUCCUGGUCUGUAUCAGGAACAGUGUGGCCAGCAGGGCCAGGGAGGUGAUUGUUCCCCUGCACUGGGCACUGGUGAGGCUCAACCUCGAGUGCUGUGUCCAGUUCUGGGCCCCUCAGUGCAAGAAGGAACGCAGGGGCCGGAGCGUGUCCAGAGCCGGGCAGCAGCGCUGGGGAAGGGUCUGGAGAACAGGUUGUGUGAAGAGCAGCUGAGGGAGCUGGGGGCGUUUAGCCUAGAGGAGACACGACCACUCUCUACAAGUAGCUAAAGGGGAGUUGUGGGGAGGUGGGGGUUGAUCUCUUCUCUGCGGUAGUGAGUGAAAGAACACGAGGCAAUGGGUUUGGGUCGCAGCAGGGGGGCUUUAGGUUGGACAUUAGGAAGAACUUUUUCACUGAGAGGGUGGUUAAACAUUGGAACGGGCUGCCCAGGGAGGCAGCAGCGGUGCAGUCACCGUCCCUAGGGAUAUUGAAAAGACAUCUAGAUGAAGGACGGAGGGAUAUGGUUUAGUUUAGGGAUGGGCUUGGCAGGGUCAGCUUAGUGCUUGGACUCGACGAUCUUCAAGGUCCUGUCCAACCGUAACGAUUUUGUGAUUUCUCUGAAAACUUCACUGGGACCGUCUGGCAGACGCAGAAGAAAAAUUCAUGUGUUGGUUUGUAAUAGACAUGGAACAAAUGUUUCUCUUAACUCGCCCACGAACUCAACUGUGGCCACAGUGCAAACAAGUGACAGUCAAAACAAGUGAGAGACCUGGGGAUGUUCAGCCUGGAGAAGAAGAGCCUUGGGUUGCUUCAGGGGAGGCUUAGCUGGGAAAUGAGGAAGAACUUUGCCCCUGAGAGGCUUGUUGGACUGGCGUGGGCUGCCCAGGCAGGUGGGGGAGUCCCCAUCCCUGGAGGGAUGCCAAAGCAGUAGAGCUGAGGUGCUGAGGGAAAUGGCUCAGUGGCAGGCUUGUCAGUGUAAGGUGAGGGCUUGGACUCGAUGAGCUCGAGGGGCUCUUCCGACCAAAAUGAUUCCAUGACUCUGUGAGAGCAGCCGCCGCUGGGACACGGGGCCCGGAGCUGCUGGGACGGCCAAGACGCAGCACAAGAGGCGGUGCAGCCUUCCCAUCCUCUGGCCUCCCCUUGCCUGUGGUGCCCCUGAGACGGGCCCCGUGGCACUGCCGGCGCGUGUGCCGGGUCCCAGAACCAUGGAGAACCCAGUCCCUUUGUGACAUCACCUCGGACCACACCCCACCUGCUGCUGAUAUCCUGCGCCCAAGGCACUGGCCUUGCCAGAGGCACAGGAGCCAGCACCAGGAGCGGCCAUGGAGCCGGGACCCAGCGGGCACUUGCCUGGCGUCAGGCCCGUACUCUUCACGGUCUUUGACCAGCUGAGAGAUAUGACAAAUCUGCUGUUUAAUAGGAACCAAGAGCUGAGACGGGAAUUGGAGCGGCAGGACCAACAGCCGUUCCAGCACGGCUACCGCGGCGCAGGUCCCAGCUCAGCACCCCCUUAUGUGUCUGUGCCACACAGAGUCCCGCGAUCCUUCCCGAGCUCAGGUGAGAGCGCAGGCAGCUCUGUAGCGGCCUCGGGCCUGUGGGUGCCGCAGCUGCCAACAUCCACACCUCGACCUGUUGCCCGCCCUUCGAACUGGGGGCUGACACUGACAGAGCAGAGCUGGACCUCCGGAACCCCCUCUUGGGAGCCAAGCUUCAGCCGGCGAGAGAGCUGGCAGCCGAGAUGGCAGCGGCUGCUGGGCGAGAUCGCCUUCCAGCUUGACCGCCGAAUCGUCCACAGAGUCUUCCCCAACGCCGAUCGCUACCGCGGCUUCAGUGCCGCCACCAUCCCCGAGGGAAUCAUGGAGAUGGUCGAGGAGACGGAGCGGGGAGCUAGCCGUGAUCUGAGCGUGGCCGCAAUCUGGAACUAUGAGUUUGUGAUGAGGCGACUGUGGGCACUGGGCUACGUCCCCGAGGUGCACUUGCCCGCAAUCGAGGCCUUCAUCAACACCUACGGCCGCCUGGAGCGGUCGUACUGGUUCCCGGCCGAGCCAAACGUGGCCUUCCUGCGCCACGUGGUCAGCCAGGAGGUGCCGCCGGAUCUGCGGCCCAACGCCAUGGUGCUGCUCGAGUGCCUGCUGCAGCUGGCACAGGAAGAUGGGCAGCCCCUCUUCUGCUACUGA
Colius striatus (speckled mousebird) is the source of this 2182-nucleotide messenger RNA. RefSeq names its product speriolin-like. NCBI's taxonomy places the organism in Eukaryota, Metazoa, Chordata, Aves, Coliiformes, Coliidae. Bases 1328 to 2182 code for a protein of 284 amino acids. The record is from RefSeq and is a predicted model, not a curated record. The transcript has 3 exons.